AUGGUGGCAGACAACUCCUCCGUCCAGUGUGCCCAGGCCGGCCAACGUCCAUCUACCUCCGCCUUCACUCGCCCCUUCCCGCCUCCUGCUCUCGUGGGCGUCCCGCUCCCGUAUAUUCUCGAACAACUCCAUAAUCUCGCAGUAACAUACUGGGACAAGCCGCAAACCGCGGACUGCACAAUCAUCGUGCCCAUCGUCCCUCAGCGCCACUUCGCGCGUAAUUCUACAGAUUGUUCUUCUAAUAACAUAUUUGGCCCUUCCGGCUCGGGUCGACUAGCGACAGAGCCAGUACCGCCCAUGACGCGGCCAACACGAAUGACCAGCAAGCUACACCUCGACUAUUUGCUAGCACAGUCUUCCCUUUUCCGAGACCUCUUCAGCGGGAGACCGCUAUCAGAGUCCAUGGCACCCACGUGUCCCGACUCACCCAAUACGCCGCCCGCUCUCCCACGUGUCGCCCUCCCUCCGCACAGGCGACCGCACAUCAUGCCGUCAGUGCCAUCACAUCCCAUCGUAUAUCUUCCGCUUCCGGACCCGUCGUCUUUCCCACACCUCGUACACUUCAUGUACUUUGGUACGUUUGAGGUGCUUGAAAGCGCACUUGAUGCAGGCACCGUACAAUGGGCGGAUGUUGUAAGAAAUGUGGAAUAUCUUGGUAUGCGCUCGCGCGUAAAGGCCUUCCUUGGGCGGUGGUAUUCGCAGCGAAUGGGUCCGGGUGUCCCGCCAAUUGUUUGUGGAGACGAUGGUGAUGAGCUUGGGUAUGGGAGCGACUUCGAAGAGGACGAGUCGAGUUCGGAUGAAGAAGAUGAGGAUGCGUACUCAGACUUUGAUGACGACGAUUCAGACGCCUCGUUAUCGGACACGGAUGGUUCGCUUGAGACGCUCGUUGAUGACGAACCCCUUUCUGCGCUCUCGAGUAAAACGAGCUGCGAUGAUGUGCGUAUGAUGGACAUGAGCAUUGAAGACGAACCUCCACGAGGCCGUUCACGCACGCGAAAUUCACCCAGAGCAGCAACGUUCUCGCCCGUGCGUAAGCAUCGAUCAUGAUCCGAUGGUUGUCCUCUCCGUCUCUCCAUGUCUCCGUCCCUCACCCGACGUAAUUGACUCCGCCUCCUAUACGCAUAACGCCUGCAUUCUUCGGUUCCGCGAUGCGGCUUUUUUCUUCGUUUUAAUUUUCGGCGCCGGAAGAUUUUGUUCGCACUUCGUCACCGCGCUGCUGCUCUUGUUUAAUCAACCACACGUCUAUCCGUGUCCGCUGCUGGACCUGCACACGUUCCUUUAUACCGACUCGACGUCGUCGCCGGGCGAUCGCGCAUUUUCGUCCUCUCGCUCCUUCAUCCUUCGACAGGUACACUACCUCUCUUGACGAGUUCAGCCCUUAGCUUCUCCCACCGUUAUUGGUCACUGAACCGGGCUGCAUCUCGCAUAUGAUGGACUUACGUUUCAAUUUCACUUCGAAACUGUGAACCUCUUCGUUCAUUUCCCUCAGGGGUCCUUUAACUUAUCCGAUCCAAAAAGUUCUUUCUUUUUCUUUUCUUGUUCCGUUUUUUUCGUAAUCUUUAUUCGAUUUCAAUUUUCUCUUCAAUUUUUCUUGUUUUUGUUUCUUUCCCGAAAUUCUCUCUUCUCUCGCAACUUCGCAAUUUUUCACCCUUCCACAUGCUUCGAUUCAUGUGUCUCUCUAUCCUCUAUCCCGCCUGUAGAACUAUAGUUUACUGGAACUAUUUCACUCUCUUUCUAACUAAC
Molecule: messenger RNA, 1743 nt
Organism: Fomitiporia mediterranea MF3/22
Lineage: Eukaryota; Fungi; Basidiomycota; Agaricomycetes; Hymenochaetales; Hymenochaetaceae
Exons: 3
Coding region: 1-1047 (348 amino acids)
Source: RefSeq, a predicted model, not a curated record